Messenger RNA from Galendromus occidentalis (western predatory mite), 1496 nucleotides. RefSeq lists its product as uncharacterized. Gene Ontology annotation, cellular component: mitochondrial outer membrane. The transcript is spliced from 6 exons. Gene Ontology annotation, biological process: intrinsic apoptotic signaling pathway in response to DNA damage; extrinsic apoptotic signaling pathway in absence of ligand; release of cytochrome c from mitochondria. The record is from RefSeq and is a predicted model, not a curated record. The coding region runs from base 89 to 1264 and encodes 391 amino acids. Gene Ontology annotation, molecular function: BH domain binding. Lineage: Eukaryota; Metazoa; Arthropoda; Arachnida; Mesostigmata; Phytoseiidae.
CUGUCGAGGCGAGGCGGCGCGAGGCGAAGCUUCGAGUGGAACGUCUGUCGGCUCGGCGCUGCAGUUGUGCGCCGACACAGUCCACGCGAUGAGCUCGAAACCCUACCGAUGGUUUCUGACUCCUGACUCGCCCGCGGCGGCAGCGGCGGGAGGAAUAGGCGAGUCCGAGAAUGAGGCAAUUAACCCAUUCGGGAAGAAGCGCGGGAGCUGCGGUGAUUUAAAUCGGAGUACGAGUUGGGGCAAUCUAAGACAACGCUUCCCUCCGAAGAACAAGAUGACUUCCGUGCCCUUAAUUACCACCUCGUUGACAACACCGUCAGCGAUCCCGAUCUCGGUGUCGGACGUCGAUGUUGACCUCGACAUGUCCGUAACACAUUUCGAAAGUUCCGACGGUAUCUCGCUGCCCUUGUCCCAGGGCCUGAGUUCGAGCGCUUCGAGUCUGAAUCGGCUCUGCGUCCCGGGUCAAGGUCUGUCGAGCUCAGCGCCCGGCAGUCCCCGAGAACGGAAGCUGAGUCUACCGUCGUCACUCCAUCAACGACGACCGUCCCUCAGUGGGUACGCGGCCGCGGCGGAACAUGCAAGAGAAAGCGCGCGUCUCCGCAAACUCUCCAGCGUGGGAGCCUCCAUGUCACACAGACUUUCUACGACCAUAGGCUGGAAACCCGCGAUAGUGACCCCGGCCGAGGUUACGGAACAAGCGAAAGCCCUCUGCGGGAGAUACCUCCGAGCGAAACUGAGGUCCUGCGGGCCCAUGCAUAAAAAGCUAGGCUUGCAACGACUCAAGUCGGUCUCGAAUAUGUGCUCCGGAUACCCAACAACUGACGUCAGCACCAAACUUAGACUCAUCUGCCAGGAACUCGAGAGAACGCAUCCAGAAACGUUUCAGACGGUUGUCGGGAACAUCGGCGUGCAUUCUCUUCCGUCCGAGUCGGCUGUGCAGACAAUAUUCCAGUGCGUUGCGCGAGAACUAUUCCGCAAUGAUAUCUCUUGGGGGAGAAUAGCUGCAUUGUAUUCGCUCUCAGGGGGUCUGGCAAUAGAUUGCGUCAAGCUAGGACAUCCAGAGUACAUCAUGACGAUAGUGAAUGCGUUGGCGCUUUUCGUGGAGAGAGACCUCGCUUCGUGGAUAGCUCAGCAAGGCGGAUGGGGCUCAUUGAUAACGCGCUUCAAGUCCGAAUCCAGUCGUUCCCGUCUUCUGGAGGUCGGCCUACUAUGUGUCAUUGUGAUAUUAGUACUUAUAGCUGUCAGACACCUCAUCCUACGCUAAGUUUUAAAUCUCAUCCGAGACCGCUCUGGCCGAUCCCGGAGGAUGUUUCUUAUCCAAGAUCUUAUUUUCGCUCCUCCCGGUUAGAUUCUCGUGACUCCCAGCCGUGGAGUUGGGUAGACUUUGUAUCCUUUGUACAAUAGUUUGAGACAGGAGUUGCACACGGACGAGCGACAGAUGCGCUUCAGCCAGAAUCUGAUCGUUCUGAUUUAAUAAAGUUAUGUCUUGUCAACCC